AUGGCUGUACAACUUCGAACCAAGUACACUAUAAUCCCCAUCACCAAUAACACCCCAAGAAGUCACCGUCCGUCGCUUUCUCGUCUACGUGCCAUAUGCUCGGUUAAUUCCACCGCCGCCAAGCCUCGUCCUAACCGUGAGAAGCUUGUGGUGGUUGUGAAUCCUCUUCUGUCCAAUGACCCAACUCUGCAAUCGACAUGGACCCACCGCUUUUGGGUUUCAGCGGGCUGCACCUCCGUGUUUGCUUCUUUAGCUAAAUCUGUUGUUGCAGGGUUUGCUUCUCAUCUCUGGCUCGAACCAGCUUUAGCCGGUUUUGUCGGAUACAUAUUAGCAGAUCUAGUCUCUGGUGUGUACCACUGGGCCAGCGAUAACUACGGUGAUGAGUCAACGCCUCUAGUAGGAACGCUAAUCGAAGAUUCUCAAAGUCACCACAAGUGGCCUUGUACAAUCACCAGACGUCAAUUUGCAAACAAUCUACACUUUCUGGCUCGUGGCGUAACCUUGACAGUUCUCCCACUAGACCUUGCGUUUAAUGACCAUGUGGUUCAUGGCUUUGUAAGCACGUUUGCGUUUUGCGUACUCUUCUGCCAGCAAUUCCACGCUUGGGCUCAUGGAACCAAGAGCAAGCUUCCACCUCUCGUGGUGGCGUUGCAAGACAUGGGGCUGCUCGUGUCACGGACGCAUCACGUGAAACAUCACCGAGCACCGUAUAGCAACAACUACUGCGUAGUGAGUGGAGUGUGGAACAAGGCUUUGGAUGAAAACAACGUCUUUGAGGCGAUGGAGAUGGUGUUGUAUUUCCAGCUCGGGGUGAGGCCGAGAUCAUGGACUGAUCCCAUUCUCUGA
Thlaspi arvense is the source of this 846-nucleotide messenger RNA. NCBI's taxonomy places the organism in Eukaryota, Viridiplantae, Streptophyta, Magnoliopsida, Brassicales, Brassicaceae. The record is from the annotation of a GenBank genome assembly.